This is a messenger RNA of Gallus gallus (chicken), 4341 nucleotides long. RefSeq names its product protein kinase C iota (gene PRKCI). Gene Ontology annotation, molecular function: ATP binding; diacylglycerol-dependent serine/threonine kinase activity; protein binding. Bases 110 to 1909 code for a protein of 599 amino acids. The record is from RefSeq and is marked validated. NCBI's taxonomy places the organism in Eukaryota, Metazoa, Chordata, Aves, Galliformes, Phasianidae. The transcript is spliced from 18 exons. Gene Ontology annotation, biological process: protein phosphorylation.
GGCGCUCUGGAGGCACGGCGGAGCGGAGGGGUUGUGCGGCCGCCUCCGCCCCCCUCGUCCCGCCGCCCUCCCGCCCGCCGCUCUGCGCGGUGCCGCCCGCCGCGGGGGGAUGCCGACGCAGCGGGACAGCAGCAGCACCAUGGCGGCUCCGGGCGGCGGCGGGGGCGGCCUCGGCGGGGACAGCGCCCACCAGGUCCGCGUGAAAGCCUACUAUAAGGGGGACAUCAUGAUAACGUAUUUUGAACCUUCCAUCUCCUUUGAGGGAUUGUGCAGUGAAGUUCGAGACAUGUGCUCCUUUGACAACGAGCAGCUUUUCACCAUGAAAUGGAUUGAUGAAGAAGGAGACCCAUGUACGGUUUCUUCCCAGCUGGAGUUAGAAGAGGCAUUUCGGUUGUAUGAACUAAACAAGGAUUCAGAACUUCUAAUUCAUGUGUUUCCCUGUGUACCAGAACGGCCUGGCAUGCCUUGCCCAGGAGAAGAUAAAUCCAUUUAUCGCCGUGGCGCCCGCCGGUGGCGAAAGCUCUAUUGUGCAAAUGGUCACACUUUCCAAGCCAAACGAUUUAACAGGCGAGCUCACUGUGCCAUCUGCAGUGACCGAAUAUGGGGCCUGGGUCGCCAGGGAUACAAAUGCAUCAAUUGCAAACUCCUUGUUCACAAGAAGUGUCACAAACUGGUCAAUACUGAAUGUGGUCGUCAUACACUACAACCAGAACCAAUAAUGCCUAUGGACCCAUCAUCAGUGCAUCCAGAUAACGUAGAAUCAGUGAUUCCAUAUAAUCCAUCAAGUCAUGAGAGCCUAGACCAUGUUGGUGAAGAAAAGGAGGCAAUGGGCAUAAGAGAAAGUGGCAAAGCUUCUUCCAGUCUGGGUCUUCAGGAUUUUGAUUUGCUCCGAGUUAUAGGAAGAGGCAGUUAUGCUAAAGUACUGCUUGUUCGAUUGAAGAAAACAGAACGCAUUUAUGCAAUGAAGGUGGUGAAGAAAGAACUCGUCAAUGAUGAUGAGGAUAUUGAUUGGGUUCAGACAGAGAAACAUGUCUUUGAACAGGCUUCAAAUCAUCCUUUCCUUGUUGGACUGCACUCUUGCUUCCAGACAGAAAGCAGGUUAUUCUUUGUUAUAGAGUAUGUAAAUGGAGGAGAUCUGAUGUUUCACAUGCAGAGACAGAGAAAACUGCCAGAAGAGCAUGCCAGAUUUUAUUCUGCUGAAAUCAGCCUUGCAUUGAAUUAUUUACAUGAACGAGGAAUAAUCUACAGAGAUUUAAAACUAGAUAAUGUGCUACUAGAUUCUGAAGGACAUAUUAAACUCACAGAUUAUGGCAUGUGCAAGGAAGGGCUGAGGCCUGGUGAUACAACAAGCACGUUCUGUGGAACUCCAAACUAUAUUGCUCCUGAAAUUCUUCGAGGAGAAGAUUAUGGCUUCAGUGUAGACUGGUGGGCACUUGGUGUACUUAUGUUUGAAAUGAUGGCAGGCAGGUCACCAUUUGAUAUAGUUGGAAGUUCUGACAAUCCUGAUCAGAACACAGAAGACUAUCUUUUUCAAGUAAUUUUGGAAAAGCAGAUCCGGAUUCCCCGAUCCCUUUCUGUUAAAGCAGCAGGUGUUCUAAAGAGUUUCCUUAAUAAGGAUCCAAAGGAGCGGUUAGGCUGCCACCCCCAGACAGGAUUUGCAGAUAUCCAGGGACAUCCAUUUUUUCGCAAUGUUGAUUGGGAUCUGAUGGAGCAAAAGCAAGUGGUGCCUCCAUUCAAACCAAAUAUAUCUGGAGAAUUUGGUCUGGAUAACUUUGAUUCCCAGUUCACCAAUGAACCUGUGCAGCUCACUCCAGAUGAUGACGAUAUUGUGAAGAAGAUUGACCAGUCUGAAUUUGAAGGCUUUGAAUACAUAAAUCCUCUUUUGAUGUCAGCUGAGGAAUGCGUCUGAAUUCUCCAUUUCUGGACUGUGCCAGUUGUUACUCUGCUUUUUCUGCUUGGAUAAAGAUCUCUUCAUUUGGAUGCACUAGCAUAAAAUGAGUAACUAAUCAUCAUACCAUUGCCACCGAGUGUGAAUUACUCACAUUUUCUUCUUGUAUCAAUUAACGCCUGGGGCAGUUAUGCUGAACCUUGGACUGCCAGAAUAUAUAAAAUGUAAAUUUUCAAGAAGUCUUGCCAAACUUGAAGUUGGUCUCUGGGGUUCCUGAGUGAACAAUGGGAUCUGGCUGUAUAACCUGCCAAUACAGCCUUCUGAUAAAGGAAAGUUGUUUUACUACUUUGAGAAUACAAAUUGCAUCAGAGGACAUAAUGAAAUAUCACUAAAGGAAUUCUACUAUUCCAGAGAGACAAGUAAGAUCUCAUGACUUGUAGUUUUAAAUCUAAAUAUGAUUUCCUUGUUCUCCUUAGAUAUAGAAGUUACAGCUAUAUUAUUACCCUUCAGAUUUAAGUGACAGUGAGGAAAGCAGAAUAGGUCAAGAAUUGGCUAUUCUCAUAAGGUAAGUUGAUCCAUCCUAAAGGUAGUGUUUAACUCAGUAUUAGAGUCAGACUUCACUCUGAAAUGACACGGGGAAGUGUACACAGUCUGAUACAGAGUGCCUUUCUGAGCCUGUCCCUUUCAGUGAGGGCUGUGCAUGGUAUAAGUGGAAUUCAGUGAAUACUUUUAAAAAUUAAAAUCUGCAGAGUGCAAUUUAGCAGGAAUGGGCAGCUAAAACUGACGAAUGUUAGGAUCUCAUACUAUUAUUUAUUACUUUUACAACUUCUGUUCUUACUGUAUCAGAACUGCAUACGUUACAGCUGUGGCCUACGUAAGGGCAUUGUUUUACCAUUUUUUCUUUUAUUAUUAUUAUUAUUAAAUCUUACUGCCAUACUGAUGGAAAUGCAUUCCACGUUGCCAGUGGAAAAAGCACAUCUAGAAAAAAAAUAGGUGCUGUCCGCAAUGACUCCCUUAAUUUUUUCAUUUAUAAGUAGUAAUUUGUAGUAGCAAACAAACCUUUAGUGUUGGUAGUAGACUCAAAGCUAAUAGUAAAGCAAUUAGAAUAAACAGAACUGUUCAAACUGGGACUUUCAGGAGGUGUGAUUAUUACAUUUCAUGUUAGCAAACAGUGUAAUAUACAGCACAGCUAACUCUUAUUUUUAAUAUUUGGGAGAUAGCUUUGAAUGUCUUAGGCUGAAGAAAUGCCAAAUGUACCACUUCUUAAUGUUUAUUUUUGGGGAAAAGGGAUUAAAAGACAUUGAAGAAAAGAAUCUGUAUUUAUAUAAAUAAGAGAUGUAAGGCAACUUAGUGUUACUUAAAGCAGAUUUAAGUGUCUGUGAACACAAGUUAGCAAACCUUAUCUGAAGCUUUUAGUAAGCUUUCUGUUUAGUCAGUGUCCCUGUGAAAAUCCUUGUGUGGUAAAACGGUAAAUUCGUAGCAUGACUCUUCCAGUGUAUGUUUUUCUCACUUUAUAUGUUAGCUUCAAGGGGAGAGACUGCACAAGCACAGUAGUUCAUGGUGUGGUAUUUAGUAUGUACUUUUCUUUGCAUCAUGAGUAGGAACCAAAAUACUGGGCUGAAUUUUUAAAACUGGGAACUAAUUGGAGGGACCUCCAUUCCAGGGAAGCAUUAAACUUCUGCACUGUUAAAAGUUGGGUUCUCUUGGCUUCAAGUUGUACACUUUCCAAGGUAAAAUAUCAGAGUAAAUCUACUUUUAAAGAGCAGCUAAUAACUUCAACACUGUUAUUUCAUGUGAAAUGAAACUGCUUGCAGCCAGUUAUAAAUUUAAGUGUUUGACACUCAUGUGACUAGUUGGAACUUAAUUGGUAGUAAAUUUGAAGUUACUUAAAGCAAGCAAGAAAAGCCUUCUCUGUACAGUUCCUUAAUUUCAUGUACAAUAUCAAGCAAAAUAGCUUUACGUAGGGAAGGGCAUUUCUGCUGUUGAUCACAGAAGAGCACUGUCUUUUGUGCUCAAAGCAAAACUUUUUAUAGAUGAUGUCACAGAAAAUAUACUUUUUCUAUUUACGCAUCUAACUAUUGCCACUGAGAUAAAUAUCUUUAAUGACUGUAAGUCCAUUGUUAAACUUUAAUUUUCUCCUAAGUGCCAUGAAAUUAAGUUAUUUUUCAUUGUGGAGUGUAAUAGCAACUUCCAUAAGUAUUCAGAAGGGAUAUGGCAUGUAAACAGUUGGGUAGGCUUUGAAUUUUGAAGAAAGUGUCUGCAUCAGAAGUGUGAUGUAUUUAUGUGGAGCUGACCCUUUUGUAUGUGAGUUAGAUUCUUAUGGGUGCUCUGCUCGUUCAUAUUGUCUCUACUACUUUCUUGUUUCGUAUGGAAUAUAGUCUUGAACAUUGUUGUGUAAUCAUUCUCUUUAUUUGUGCACAAUUUUUACUUUAAAUAAAACAUUUGUAUUAGGA